UUGAAGAGUGACCCAGAAGCUUCGGUUGAUCUUGUAAUUCAUUUAAUUCCCAGCUUCUUCAGCCCCUACUAAACCACCGAAACCAGAUAAACCUGAACAAGUACUCAGUUAUUUCGACAUGUCUGUGGUAGCGGUCGACCAAGUUGAAACUACUCGUUUAGUAGUGAAAGAAACAGGCAAUAAAGUCAAUCUCAGGGAUUCGGCUCAUGCUCGUACUAAUCAUUACAUCAAGCAAAGCCGACCAUAUUUCCCUAACAAAAAGCUACCUACUUACAUCGAGUUCCCUUAUAUCAUACCAUUGUCUGCAAUUCUAUGGUUUGGUACCCUCUAUGGUGGUUACAGUAUCAUUUCUACUACUGAUGUUCCAAAGCAGCUUCCWAUUGGCUGUCUUGYUGUAUGUGUGAUUUUUUGCUUUAUUUUCUUCCAACAUGAAUGGGUGAAUCAAAAGUCACUUCCGAUCGUUUUAAAACAACCUGUMUUCGAAACCCAACGCAUGCUGAACACGUUCUAUGAGGUUACCGUCACAGAGCUCAAGGGAAUGGCACUUGAAAACUAUCGAUCUGGCAUUGGCUUUGUGCGCAUGACUCAAGGCAAGAUCAAGUUCCAGGCGUUUAACAAGAGAGCAACAAAAGAGAUGUCACGUGCACCGUGCCUGUCWCGUGUCAUGCUGUUUUUCUUUUUGCUAUCGUUUGGUUGGAAUCUAUAUUUCGUUGUGACUAACUAUUGGGAAUCAGGAUCCCAGUGAAAAUCAAUAAUCCAUCAGUCUAAAUUGAACRAAGUCAUAUUUUUUGAAAACUGGGGUACGAGGGAAGGGUGGGAGGAGGGCGUCUGGGACUAGGGUGGCUUACUAUCCCCUUUCUAAGAGUUAGUCAAAAAUAGAAAUCAUAAUAAAGAGCAGACAAACUUAAGCUUGAAAUAAAAUCCCCAAACUACAAUGAAGAACAUGCAUUAAGUGUAUUUUUUUAUUUCAUAUAAAAGUAUGAACUUACGGCAUGUUUGUUCAGAGUUUCUUUACAA
Molecule: messenger RNA, 1017 nt
Organism: Exaiptasia diaphana
Lineage: Eukaryota; Metazoa; Cnidaria; Anthozoa; Actiniaria; Aiptasiidae
Exons: 2
Coding region: 119-745 (208 amino acids)
Source: RefSeq, a predicted model, not a curated record